Molecule: messenger RNA, 2117 nt
Organism: Exaiptasia diaphana
Lineage: Eukaryota; Metazoa; Cnidaria; Anthozoa; Actiniaria; Aiptasiidae
Product: protein CLP1 homolog
Exons: 12
Coding region: 119-1330 (403 amino acids)
Biological process (GO): tRNA splicing, via endonucleolytic cleavage and ligation
Cellular component (GO): nucleus
Molecular function (GO): polynucleotide 5'-hydroxyl-kinase activity
Source: RefSeq, a predicted model, not a curated record
UCUAGUAAUUCAAUAUGGCGGAUUGAGAACGAAGAGAGCGAAGAAUCUAGCAAUGGCCAUAACAUUUCGUAAUACUCUCUUGUAGUUUAGAAUUUGAACUUACCAAAAAGGUUUUCUAAUGGAGACUGAUCAAGACAAAAGUCAGAAUGAUGAACGGCAGCAAUGGAAACUGGAGAAAGACUCAGAACUCAGGAUUGAAAUUACAGAUGACAGUAAACCUGUCAAUAUCAUGGUUAGCAAGUUUAUUUUGUUUAUUGAAGCAUAUUUUAUGAUUAAAUCUCAAAGGAAAAUCUAUACUUCCAAAGAAACCCCUAUGGUCAUGUACCUCAACUUGCACAUGGCCUUAGAACAAAUGAGAGAAAAAGCAGAUAAACCUGACAAACAAGACCUUGGACCAAGGGUCAUGGUUGUUGGGCCUACUGAUGUUGGAAAAUCAACUCUGUGUCAUCUACUUCUAAAUUAUGCAGUAAGAAUGGGUAGAAGACCUGUAUAUAUUGACUUGGAUGUAGGCCAGGGCACUAUUGGUGUUCCAGGAUCAAUGGGAGCAUUGUUAAUAGAACGRCCAGCUGACAUAGAAGAAGGUUUCUCAUUACAAGCGCCUUUGGUCUAUUGCUUUGGACAUACCUCACCUUCAAAUAAUGAAAAGCUCUACAAUAAGAUCUCAUCAACUCUUGCUGAUGUAGUAUUUCAAAGAUUUGAAAAGAACAAAAAAGCUAUGACAAGUGGAUUUGUUAUUAAUACUUGUGGUUGGGUAACAGGACUUGGGUAUAGAAUACUUGUACAUGCUGCUAAAGAACUUAAAGUUAAUGUUAUUGUUGUGCUUGACCAAGAAAGGUUAUACAAUGAUCUWAAAAAGCAAUGCAGUGAUGAUGUUCAAAUUGUUCACUUACCCAAAUCUGGAGGGGUUGUUGUCCGRAGCAAGGAAACAAGGCGCAAUACAAGAGAUGAUCGUGUAAGAAGCUAUUUUUAUGGACAUCAAGGGAACCUUUAUCCUCAUUCGUUUGAAGUGAARCUUGCUGAUGUGAAAAUCUUUAAGAUUGGAGCUCCCAUAGUUCCUGAUUCUUGUCUACCACUUGGAAUGGAACAGAGUGAUAACCAGACAAAACUUGUAUCUGUUGUACCGAGUCAUGAUCUGAAACACUGUGUUUUAGCAGUAAGCGCUGCUGAGUCCCUUGAAGAAGAUCUUGUAACUACAAACGUAGUKGGAUUUCUUGUUGUGAACAACAUUGAUCUUGAUCGGCAAGUCAUGGUAGUUCUAUCUCCAGCACCACGUCCACUUCCAAGGAAAUUCUUAAUACAAACUGAAGUUAGAUUCAUGGACUUCAAAUAAACCAGUGCAYCACMAAUGAAAAGGCACAAAAAAGCAAUAAAGACACUGCUGUUUCAAACCAAGCUCAAACUGGACGAUAAUCGAUGGUUAGAAAGAAGGCGUGYAACCUGAGAAAGAAGAUCUGAUUAGUCAGGUAUUAUAGUCAAAUAGUCAAAUAGACAAAGGAAAACAGUGGAGGUAGCGACGACUAAGGUAUUAUCAGUCYCACAUUUGAAGCUCCCUUGCACUAUUUUACUAGAAUACUUCUUAAUUUGGAAAAAGGAAUAGUCCAAGAAAGCGAAUCAGAAGUUUUGUUCCCCCCAGAUGAAAUUGCUUUCACCUCACAUACAAGUGCUUUAUUUCGUUUAUUUUAGUUCAUUCUAUUAUCAUUAUAAMACUCCUUGUUCAAUUUGUAUCACUAUACUUUUUCUGCGGUAUAUUUUACUUUGCCUACAUUUAUUUUCUGCAACAAGAAAAAGAAAAUCAAAAACAAUAAUACAUUUUGGAAAAAYCAAGAUGAAUAUGGAAAGAUGGGUACACAUGAAGUAUAGACAGAAGAGUACAAAGACAGUUUGUUUUAGUUUAUACAGCAAGUAGAUUGGCAAUAUGAAACAAUGAAAACUAUCUUAAAGGAAGACUACUCUUGUCAAUUUUUACCCAUAGACUUAAGCAUUUGCAUAUCCACGUUACGGCUUUGAUUUACUAUAUGAAAUUUAACAUKUUACCUUUUUGAAAACUAUUUAUGACACCUUGAUUCAAACUUGCAAUAAAGUUACACUGAACACAAAUAAUAGUUGUGUAUCAUUAG